Molecule: messenger RNA, 738 nt
Organism: Mangifera indica (mango)
Lineage: Eukaryota; Viridiplantae; Streptophyta; Magnoliopsida; Sapindales; Anacardiaceae
Product: putative pentatricopeptide repeat-containing protein At1g09680
Exons: 3
Coding region: 1-738 (245 amino acids)
Molecular function (GO): protein binding
Source: RefSeq, a predicted model, not a curated record
AUGCAACUUAGUAAUUUGCCUCCCGAUUUAUUUACGUAUAAUAUUCUUAUUGAUGGUUAUUGCAAAAAUGGUUGUGUUUUGGAGGCUGUUGAACUGUUCCAUACUUUAAUAAAUCGAAACAUUCAACCUGACAUCACAACUUUCAAUUGUCUCAUUAAUGGGUUGUGCAAAACAGGGAGACUCAAUAUUGCUUGGGAAAUGUUCAACAGAUUACAUAGUAAUGGCUUUGUUCCAGAUGUUAUUACAUAUACCAUUAUAAUGCAUGGAUUUUGUAAGGAAGGAAAGUUAGAAAUAGCAAGUAAAUGUUUCUCAGAUAUGGAGCAAAAUGGUGUUGCGCCAGACUUGCUCACUUUCAAUACGCUUAUGUCUGGUUUCUUGCAGAAUAAUGAGACUUUAAAAGUGGUGGAACUUCUUCACAAAAUGAAAGAGAGAAAUGUGAAACCAGAUGCAUCCAUAGGUUCGAUAAUAUUAGAUUUACUGGGAAAGCAUGAAGAUUAUCGUGAAGAAAAUACUGACAAAGAUGCUCGUAAGGUUGUAGAUGGUUUUGCACCUAAGGCCACUGAUCAAAAUGAUGCUAUUGAGAAAUGGAAUCUUUAUUUCUUUGGAGAGAUGAAUCCCCUUGAUGAAGUCUGUAGUAAGAAGUUGGUGGUAGCUGAUGCUAAGUUGAACUUGGAUGAUGAUGCUGCCUUCCUGGUAGAAGGGAAUCUCUCUUGUGAUCCAUCACAAGAGGGUCCUUGA